This is a messenger RNA of Penicillium angulare, 1326 nucleotides long. RefSeq names its product acyl-CoA desaturase. Gene Ontology annotation, cellular component: membrane. The record is from RefSeq and is a predicted model, not a curated record. Lineage: Eukaryota; Fungi; Ascomycota; Eurotiomycetes; Eurotiales; Aspergillaceae. Bases 1 to 1326 code for a protein of 441 amino acids. Gene Ontology annotation, molecular function: oxidoreductase activity, acting on paired donors, with oxidation of a pair of donors resulting in the reduction of molecular oxygen to two molecules of water. The transcript has a single exon. Gene Ontology annotation, biological process: lipid metabolic process.
AUGCCGCCAAUUCAACGAGGUAUUUCCCCAGUCGAUUUGAAACCAACAAGUACCUCGUUGAAGACGAAGGCAACCAGCCUUUACGCACAAGGAGCAGCAAAUGCCAACUUGCGACCCCUUGACCCUUUUAGAUCGAGACAUACAGAAGCCACAAGGUUCUUAGAUUUCUUAACGAGGGAAGAAAUCGAUCUUGAUUUGACCAAGUACCCACCGGUGGACAAAACGACACAGACGGGAAUCACUCGCAAGUACCGUCUUCUCCACGAGGAGAUUCGUCUAAGUGGCCUGUAUGAGUGUAACUACAUCUCAUACGUAUGGGAAGCGAUGCGCUGCGCACUGUUGAUUUCUUUGACAUGGCUCUUCAUGAAGAUGGAGGUGUAUUGGAUCAGUGCAGCUUUCCUGGGCUUGUUCUGGUCACAGCUCGUGUUCAUUGCUCAUGAUGCAGGGCAUAUGGGUAUCACCCACAACUUUACAAUCGACACCUUGAUCGCCAUGAUCAUUGCAGCUCCUAUUGGGGGUCUCUCUAUGGGGUGGUGGAAAAGCUCCCACAACGUGCAUCAUAUUGUCACCAACUCGCCUGAACACGACCCUGAUAACCAGCACCUGCCACUACUUGCCGUGAACCACCGGUUUUUGGGCAGCUUGUUCUCAACAUAUCAUGAGCGUUGGAUGCAUUUUGGAAGAAUUGCAAAAUUCUGGAUUCCAUAUCAGGUCAAAAUGUACUAUGUUGUGCUGGCGUUUGGGAGGUUCAACCUGUAUGCACAGUCCUGGCUGUUUCUGAUCCGCGGCCAGGGCCCUCGGAAAGGAGCCGCAUGGUGGCAUAGGUGGUUUGAAAUUCUCGGAAUAAUAACGUUCUGUCUUUGGUAUGGGUAUGGCUUGGUAUACAGUUCGAUACCCGAUAACUGGAAUCGCUUUACCUUCGUCAUGAUUAGUCAUAUGGUUAACAUGCCGCUUCAUGUGCAGUUUACUCUCUCGCACUUUGCCAUGUCAGCCAUGGACUUGGGGAAUGAUGAAUCAUUUGCCCAGAAAAUGCUCAGGACAACAAUGGAUAUUGACUGUCCUGAAUGGCUAGACUUUUUCCAUGGUGGGCUCCAAUUUCAGGCAGUACAUCAUCUUUUCCCAAGAAUUCCUCGGCAUAAUCUUCGGUCAACACAGAAGCUUGUUCAGAAGUUUUGUCGUGAGACCGGGAUUCCGUAUGCUCUUUACGGAUUCGUGGAUGGAAAUAAGGAGGUGCUUGAUCGUUUAUCGGUCGUCGGCAGACAAGCAACUAUUCUGGCUGAAUGCCAGAGGGCAGUAGCUUCUGACCAGCGAUAUUUUGUGUCGUAA